Magallana angulata is the source of this 2636-nucleotide messenger RNA. RefSeq lists its product as uncharacterized. The record is from RefSeq and is a predicted model, not a curated record. The transcript has 13 exons. Bases 138 to 2474 code for a protein of 778 amino acids. Lineage: Eukaryota; Metazoa; Mollusca; Bivalvia; Ostreida; Ostreidae.
CUUAAGAGCCCUUGAAUUGUUUUAGUUAGAGAUACGUUCACGAGCUAAAAUAUUAUUCAUGAUUUCAUAAUUGUGUUUGAAAGACUGUGAAAUUCUUCCAGUGAUAUUUUUUCUUUAUUUGUUUUUAUUCCUCCACAAUGGAUGUAAGGAAAGGACUGCAGUUUGUUACCGCGUUAACUAUUGUCUUCCUUUGUGUUUUUACAGAACAUGGAUCGAGCCAACAGACAAGUACAGGAUGUCAGAGGUCAGGAGGAGCAUAUGCCUGGUUAAGUUGUCUUAUUGCCAGCGCCAACAAGGACAGAUGUAAUCCGUCAGGGUGCACGAGGUAUGCCGGGACGGAGUACGAAAAGGACCUGACAUGCUCAUUUCAAAAGCAGACGUGUGGCGGUUGUGUACCCCAAUACAAACUUAACGGAACAGAGGUCAGCUGUAAAGCUUUAGAGCAAACAGGCUAUGAAUGUCCACCAGGUGUUAGGAUGGAGGUGUGUAACCUAGACGCAUGCGUAGCGACCGUAUGUCGGCCAUACCUAACUGCCCCUUGCAGGAAUAAUUUUUGCGGAGGAUGUUUUGCCGAAUACGACGUUGAUGGUCAAUGGUGCAGAUGCCCCAUAGAAGUGUCUGCUAUUCAGCCUGACAGUCCAGUGAUUCUUGGCCAAACACUGGAGGGAUUUGCUGACCCUAUUGCAGCGUCCUCAUUUGCUGAUUCUCCCUCUGCGGCCCGAGAGACAAUCAGAACUAGUGUCAAACAGUCCAAACCAAUCUUACCGAGCACCUGUCCCAAUGGCGAGUUGCCAUGGGACUGUCCAGCCGAUGUCUGUACCAACGCAUAUUGUUCUGCCUAUCCCCAGGCCAAGUGCAGAAUCAAUAAUUGUGGAGGAUGUCAGCCAGAAUUCACAACCGGGAUUUACGUCAUCCAAGACUGCAACUCAAGAGAAUGCCCAAAGAAUACACUGGAAAUGGUUUGCAAAGAUGACCCGUGUAAAUACUCAACCUGUAAGAAGUACGAAGACAAAAACCCGGUCUGUAGACCCAGCCGCUGUGGAGGUUGCCGGGCCAUGUGGUAUGUCAACAAUCAGGAAGUGAACUGUUAUGAACAAUAUGGAGUUGAUGUGCCCUGUCCUAAUGGAGAAUCAAGACAAAAAUGUCCAAAAACAACAUGCAGAUUUAAAUAUUGUCCGGUUGACAGAAGUAUCACUUGUGUUAUCAACAAUUGCGGUGGAUGUCAUAGAGAAUAUCACAAACGCCUGGACUCCGGUAGAACGAUUGUAGUGGACGAGUCGAGGUGUCAGGGAUGGUGGAACAUCCUAACAAACAGAAAGAAGAAGCCUUUCUCCAAGAAGACACCUUUGCCAAGACCUGUGAGUGAGCUUUCUCCCAAUGAACUGGAUCCCAUGGCAAGACGGAAUAAACAGAGAACAGUAAAUGCCAUUGAAAAGUUUGAAACUGGGCCGAAGGAUAAUGUGCAGGUGGACAACCAGGCAAAGGCUUUUGUGGAAGAUACGAAUGCGCCAAUGAAUAUAAUGGAGCCUAAAGUGGUACCUAAAGUCCAACCUCCGCAAAUACCACAGGGUUUGCUGGAGGACCAGAGACCAGGAAUUCAACAGUUUAUGCCAAAAUCAAACUUCCCUGAAGUUCCAGCUGAUCCAUCAGCCACGCACGUACUGGAGAAUCCACUUAUUAAUCCGCCAGACACAUUUGUGGAGUAUCCACAAUACAUUGAUGCUACGCCAAGGAGCACACUAUUUGACAACCCGCAAAACCAUGGUGUAAUAGAAAAAACAAGUAAACCAUCUUCACUUCCGGGUAAGGUAGAGAUAAUAAACAAUCCUUUGAUCAUUGAUCAAAAUCCAACAAACCCGUCGUUGAUCGUGGAUUAUCCACAGGACUAUCCAGAAAUACAACAGCCAGUUGAGGUGAUAAAUAACCCACUCAUUGAUAACAUGCAGCCUCACUCUAAAAUAAACGCAGUGCCAUUUGAACAGAUUGCUUCUUCGGUCCAUACAAGUCCAUCGGGGGCAGUUAAAGAUGCCAAAAUUCAUCCCAAUAAGGAAGGUGCUCUUGGCUUCAAGGUAAUAGAAAAUCCCUUACUGUCAAAUCCUAUGGUACCAAAUAUUGCAGUAAAGGAGUUUGCCCCUUCAGUUCCUGCUAAUGCCAUAAAUGUCCAAAUUCUUGAUGCCUCUAAUAAAAGAAAAAUUGGAUCAGCUAAAACAGUAUCUAUACCAAAUAAGAAGAAAGACUUUCAACCAGUUGUUCUUGACAGAGUCAAUGUUGAAUCCAUUGAUCCCACGGCACCAGCUCCAUUUAUAAACAAUAAUGGAAAGGCAAACAUGAAAUCAAAAUCAUUAAAGAAACAUGCAAAAGCAUCAAACAUGAAUUUCUGGAGAACCGAUAUGCGGCUGCCAGCUGAUUUCUUCAAAUUCAUGCUUCAAGGAAUUGGGUUUCAUGGAAUUCCACUAGAGGGGAUCCAGAAGUAAUGCCGCAACAUUAGGGAUAACGAAUCCAGAUUGAAAUCCAUCAAGUCUUGAGACAUUUUUUUAAUCUACAAUUAAGUGCCAAUACAUUUUCUAGAUAAUAAUCAAAAAGGUUUGUUCGACAUAUUGGCUACUUUACCUUCAAGGUUGUUCUAAAAUGCUGGG